AUGGCGUUGAAAUUUUAUUUCAUUCUUACUAUUGUUCUGACCCUUCUUUUAGUAGUUACAAUCGACCAUGCAUUUGUAAACGCUGGUGAUCCGUGCGUAACAUGUCCAUCACCGCCGAAGAAAUGCAACCCGCCAUGCGAUGACAAUCAUGGUUGCAUUUUAACUGAACGAACAUGCUCACAAUGCCCAAAACGGACUUGUCAACCAAAGAAUAAUCCAACAUGUGUUACAUGCCCUGUAGCUGACUGCCCAGUAUGCAACUCUACCUCUAAAUGUUGGAUUCAGAAAAAUUUCUGCUAUACCUGUGGAGGUGCCUAUUGCGCCACGUCUCCUCUAAAACUAAUAUAUAACAAAAUGGAAAUAUCAGAUUGCGUUAUUUGUCCCCAAAUAGUUCCACCGUGCAAUCCGAAUCCGUGUCCUCCUAAUUAUAAGUGCUACUUUUUUGGCCAAGAUUGUUUCACAUGCGGUCAAUCUAUAUGUGUUCCUGAAAGUUUUAAUGGAACUAAUUAA
Molecule: messenger RNA, 510 nt
Organism: Dentiscutata erythropus
Lineage: Eukaryota; Fungi; Glomeromycota; Glomeromycetes; Diversisporales; Gigasporaceae
Source: the annotation of a GenBank genome assembly